AGGGAGGGGGGGUAGAAUGACAGCUGAGAGAGGGAUGCGAGAUUGUGUGUGUGUGAGGGCGAGUGAAAGAGAGAGAGCGGAAAGAGAGCUGAGGAGAAGAGAGUGCUGAGAUCCUCUGUGUGUCAGUGGAAGCUGCUUCUGUCUCUCUGAAUUUUAGCAGAGGCUGCCUCUGCCUCUGGUAGGGAGAGGGAGAGAGAAGUAGAAAGAGAGAACAAGGCAGAAACAGAGAUUGCGAAGGAGGGAGAGCGAGAUAGAGAGGGAGCGAGAGCGUGGAGAUCUUUCUCUCGAUCUCUGCUUGGAGCACGAGGAUCUAUGCUGGAUACUUCGUCACUCUUUCUCCUCCUCUUCCUCUCGUUUGCCGGACUCCUCUUUAGAACAGAGGGAAACCUCAGACUCGGCGCUCAUCCGUUGCCGUGGCAAUGGGCUGUCGGCUCUCAGGGCCGUGGUUCGGCGAUGGAUUGGGGGUCAGUGGGCGGGAUCUGAGUCACCUGACUAAACGGGAUCUUUCCCACCUGAGCAAACGUGAUGCUCUUAGAAUCCUGGCUGCUUAUGAGCAGCCAAUCACAUUGCAGAUCAAGAGCCAGCGUGGGAGGGGUUAUGGACUACAGGACUGCAGCACGCAGACUGAGAGACACUGGGAGCCUCUCACCCUGCCCCCCCACCUGGCCCUGCGCAGUUUGGGUGUCACAGCAGCCGGAACCAUGCCCAGGGUCAACCCUGCCUACCAGGACAGACACUACUGCAGCCACAUGAGUCUGCCUCGUGAUCACCGUGACAAUGGGAGAUAUGAGUACCUACCUACCGCUCCACAAGACAUAGAGGAGUUGGAUCCACUUGGUUACCAGGACCUGGAGCUGGCCAGUCGUGUUCCGAGGGAUCAGAGCUGUCUGAUUGGCUGCUGCAACAACCUAGAAGAGCCCAGCAGUUACCACAGCCAGACUGAGGAUGAGGACUAUAUGUUGGAGAAACCUCUGGGCUACCUGCCACUUCACCAUGAGCUGGACAGUGGCCUGGGCUGGACCGACGGUAGCCUGCACCAGGGAGACCUCUCUGGCUUGGAGACAGAGGAGGGGGGUCUGGAGGAAUGUCACCCCAGGGGAGGAGGCCUGGCGGUCAGUGGAGGAGGGGGUGGAGGUGGAGGGUCUCCAUCAUCUGAGUCCUUCAUCUCGUCUGAGCUGAGUGACUCAGGGUUCUACAGCGUGAGCACGGGAGAGUUCCGCCGCUUCCAGAGGCUGUUAGAGAAGCGCAUGUGCCUGUACAAAGCUCGUCUCCACCACCAGAGGGAGGUGUGCGAGCGGGAACGCCGCGACAGCUGCCAGAAGAACCACAGAGAGCUGCUUGAAGCCAUCCCUGAGGCACUGACCAUGCAGCCCCAGCCCUCCUGCUCCAUGCCUGGCCUGGCCGCUCCAUCCAUGGGCCCUCCACCCCACGGACUCUUCAGGGUGUCGUCCGUCCAGUUCCGGAAGGCGGAUCGUCCCUGUCUGAGCAGACACAGCUCAAGUAGCGGGUCCCUAUUCAACCCUCACCACGCCCCUGCGCCCCUCUCUGCCCAUGCGCCUGUCCUCUCCACGUGCAGUACCCCCUCCGGCCACCGCAGGCCGCCACCUCCACUGCAGCACCAGGGCUCCAGCUCAAUGGGGCAGCUGCGGAGAAGCAGAACCCUGCACCACCGUGGCCCACCCCAGGAGCGUGUCAGACGUGCCAGUCACCCGUCAUCCCCCUCCUAUGCCACCCUGCAGCAUUGUGGAGUAGCGCCACCUAGAGGCCUGGAGCUGGGCCUGCCUGAAGAGGGAGAAUCAGAACUGGUCCUCACACACCCAGCAGGAUUGGCCCUCUCACCCCAGCAACAUGCAACCUCUCUGGGGGAACACAGAGGAGCUGUGCCCUUACCAAGGGGACAUUACUGCGACAAUAGUGGAGGUCGUGAUCAGCUGGUUAACGACAGGAGGCAGCAGCAGGAGAGGAGCUUUAUGUCAGAGAUACCAGUGCGGGAGAGGGAGCAAGAGAGAGAAAGAGAAAGGGAGCAUGAAAGGGAGCGUGAAAGACAGCAAGAAAGAGAAAGAGAGCGAGAAAGAGAAAGGGAGCGAGAAAGAGAAAGGGAGCGAGAAAGAGAACGAGAGAAAGAAAGAGAGCGGGAAAGACAAAGAGAAAGAGAGGUGCACCACUUCAGCACCCUCAGCCACCCUCCCCAGACAUCCAUGGACAUCCAUGAGACAUGGCCUAAACCGGCCAAUCGGCUGUCCCACCAGGGGUCAGGGGGUGGUGGGGGCCUCUACAGCACUCUUGAGGGCCACACUGGGGUCGGGGCUGGGGUCGGUGGAGGGUCCAGGAAGUGCCCCAAUCCUAACCCCAACCCUACCCCUAACACUAACUCCAACCAUCCUAACCCGAGAGCUGUGAGGAACCAGAUUCUUCGCGACCGGGCGUCGCAGCUAGCGGACGAGCGCAGCGGGAUGAGUACAGAUGAGGAGAGUCAGGAGGUGAUGAGGGGGAGGUACUGGAGCCGCACAGAAAGACGGGAGCACCUCCUACUGGCCCGCGAGCAGAAGCAGCAGCAACAGCAGGCCCGAGGGCAACAGGCUUACACAAGGCCAGGAGCCAAUGGAGGAUCAGGUUCUCUGAGAGAGGCAGGCGUCAACACAAGAGGAGGAGCUAUGGGAGGAGGAGGGAGAGGAGUUAUUCAAGAGGAAGAGGCUAUGUCUGGAGGGGGAGGGUCUUUGGGAGAUGGCCGGUGCAACACGGUGCUGGAGCUCAGCCAAAGGAAGUUGAGUCGUCUGCAGAACAGGAAGCUGUUUGAUGAUUGGACGACGGUGGAGGAGCUGCUGACUCACGGGACGAGGCUGGGUACCCGAGACGAGAUGUCCCUCUGUCCCAGCUCACUACUGACUGUCACUACUGUAUAGGGUCUGUGUGUGUGUGUGUGUACAUGCGUGUUUUCCACUAUAAAGCACCAUGGACAAUA
This is a messenger RNA of Salvelinus fontinalis (brook trout), 2962 nucleotides long. RefSeq lists its product as uncharacterized. NCBI's taxonomy places the organism in Eukaryota, Metazoa, Chordata, Actinopteri, Salmoniformes, Salmonidae. Bases 420 to 2903 code for a protein of 827 amino acids. The record is from RefSeq and is a predicted model, not a curated record. The transcript has 6 exons.